AUGACUGACAGCAUGUCAUCCCACACCCAAGUCUCCUCCACCGCCACUUCCCCCACGAAGCUCUGCUCCCGUACUUACAAGACAGCUUCCCAGCUGUUCUUAACACGACGUCUGCCGGAGUCUCUUGCAAAUCUCCGGCCUAUUCUAACGGUUCCAACCCCUGAAGACUCGCAAACCAAUGGCGACCACUCCGCUGCGGUCGCGCCGAUCGCGAACGCCUCUAGCACGUGGAGGAUCAAGGUGUGGAACUUCUACAUUACACUCCUGAGCGCGAUCGUAGAACUUGGCCCAGAAGAAGGCAAGAAUCAAUUCGGACAGAAAGAAUGGAAGCAAAUGGCAACACAAGUCCGCGAGGGCGGAAUCUGGGAGGACGUGGUACAAAUUGGAUACCGAGGCCGGGAGGGCUCCGUGGACGCCGAGGUAGUCUACGUUCUUGCGACAUUAAUCUUGAAUCACUCAUCCUCGCAAUCGCUCAACCAACAACGACUUGAAACCUACCUGUCAUCCUACGGACAACCCAAUCUAGACCUAGCAGACCGACUACAGAAUGCGUCCGGCGACUUCCAGCAACAACGAAUUUCCGCGACUAGUGGAGCAGAUACACCGAAAGACCUGGCGGCUCGAGUACGAAUUAUUGAAUUAUUCACAUUACACGUCCUUCCCCGCAAUGAGGAAUGGGAAUACGCUCAUGAGUUCAUCAAUCUAAGCGAGGUCCUAGAUGAAGAACGCAAAGAACUUUUUCUACAAACUUUGGAGGGCUUGAAGGAAGAGAAAGAGCGAGGCGAAUUGCGCGCUGCGGAGUUGCAGCGUGCCAAAGACGCCGAGCUCGAGCGACAACGGGAUGAAGAGCGCCAGAGAGCCGAGGAGGAGGCAUCUGCUGCUGCCCACCAACAACAACCGAAUGGCCACAAGCGGAAUACCAGCGAGGUGGACUAUGGCAUUGAGAAAGGCAGCCCGCGCAGUGGUUCCAAGGGUAAAGCAUCCAGAUCGGCAGACAAGUCGCCUAAUGGAAAAGCAACACCACGCACGGCUCUAUCAUCAUCAAGCUCUAAGAAUUCUAAGAAACCCGUUAAGCCAGAGCCUCGGACUAGCCAGGCACGGGCAGUGGCUCUGGGCAUCCGCAAUUUGUUCAAGAAUUUGAUCCUGAACAUCUCUGGAAACCCCAUGUCAUUAGCUCGCACAUUGCUCUUCCUGCUGGGUAUUCUGAUGGCGUUUAGUCGGCAGGAUAUCCGUGAACGAGUCCGCAGGGUAACGGGCUCUGCAUGGCAGAAAGUGAAAGGCACCGUUGGAAUGGGUGUGAAGGUCAGCUAUAUCUGA
Penicillium pulvis is the source of this 1317-nucleotide messenger RNA. It is a transcript of the gene pex26, whose product is annotated as protein pex26. The record is from RefSeq and is a predicted model, not a curated record. The transcript has 2 exons. NCBI's taxonomy places the organism in Eukaryota, Fungi, Ascomycota, Eurotiomycetes, Eurotiales, Aspergillaceae. The coding region runs from base 1 to 1317 and encodes 438 amino acids.